CGGGGUGAAACAACCAGCCACCAUAAGUAAAGCGAAGCAGACUGAGGCUCCUCUGGCCCAAGAGAAGUGGAUCAGAGAGAGCGAGGAUAAAGAAUCCUUCAUAGGAGAUGAAGGUAUGUAUGCCAAGCAUUCUGUUUCUUUUACACCCCCACACCACAAACAAUAAUAAUAAGUGGCGGCCUUUCCCCUUUUACGGUCUUAUUUGUAUACCGUAGGUGGCUGGGGGAGAGGUGGCCACAAUGGUGGUUAAUGCUGGGAUCCAGUAGAUAAGGAAUUAAGGCUUAUAAUAUAAAUAAAGAAUGCAAGGCAUACAUUUCAAUAUAAUCAGACAUCUUUACUAACAGAAAUCAUAGAUGGCGCUACUGGUAUCAGAAGCUGCGAGAUAUUCUUUUUUACGAAUAUAUGUUUGAAGUGUUUUCUUACGAAGUCUGGUUCGGCAUUCAUUUAGGCUCGUUUAAAUAAAGAGGCUGGCAUUUAUAUUUAUUAAUUGAAGAUAAUUUGAGUAAAUAAGUCACAUUUUUAUUUCGCGUAACAAGCGGAAUAUCAAUUGUACGGAAUGUACGGAGUACCAACUUGAAGAAAUUGCAUAUGGUGACCGGAAACAGGACAACUACGUUUCCGUCGAGGUUGUAUUUAUGAUUUAUUUUACAAUUAGAGUAUAGUUGUAAAUUAUCAAGAAGAGUAUGGAGAGAUAAAAAUAAAAAUAAUUGCAGCAUUUGUCUGUAUCUAUUAAGUAUGAUAUUUAUUAAUUUAUUAUUAAGAGAAAUACCAUUGAGUAAUAGUGCCUUCGAGUUACCAACAUAAUAGCAAGAAUAGGCUACGCAAGGUGUCUAGUAAUGGCGGAAGAUGAGAGCAGGUGUUGCUACACUAAGAAGAUUACCCACAAAAUCAGCGGAAGGGUACGGAUUGUCGGAAUUAUCAAGAUAACUAAAGAAGAUGAAGAAAUCGGUUACUAAACGGAUUCGACUUGGAAAAUUUAUGCGAGAACUGAUUUUCCAAUUAGACGGUUAGACAAUUAAGUUAUAACAAGCUGUGCCUAGAUAUAAGUAGGUAAUUUAUUUAAUUUUGUGACAUAUUAACUGUUAACUUGUUGAAAGAUUGGCUGAUUUAUAGGAAUAUAAUAAGAAGAGAAAUACUAGUCGUAAUAACUAAUAAGUAUCUUAUAGGAAAUAUGCGCGUAGUAAAGACGGGUUUGUACACUCUAUAUUUUACCUCGCAUGUUUUCUUUUUACUUUAGAAUUAUAAAUUUAGUUUUAAAAAUUCAAGUGUAUGGCUAUUUAUAAGGAAUAAACACAAAUAUUGCGAAAAUUACCGAUAAGGGUCCGAAAUUCGUUUCACAGUUUAUAGAAAUUUUGGGGGAAUUUAUGUUGACUUUGGCAACAUUGAAAGUUGUACAGUACUCGUCCCACCAUUUUAAAUCGUUGGCGGAAGGUCACCGAACAGUUGCGAGUUCCCCAGGAAGGUUCCUUAAAUUACACAGGUACAGUGAACUCGCCUCCGUCAACCACACCGGACGAGACAAAAUUUUCAUCGGAAUUGACGAAAACCCCGGAUAAGACUGCUUAAUACCUGGAAUAGACUACUUAUCGGCUUAGACAAGACUACGGUCUAGACAAAUACCAGAAUGGACGACAUUCUUUUAGCAAGGCUUAGGCUCAUUAACGACAAACUCACAACGGACUUAGAAGUAAUUCCGGUUACUGUUAAUUUAGAAAAUUUAGCGCAGGCUCAGAUUACCUACGGUAAAUUAGAAGCAUCACUGAAAAGACUUAACGGAGACCUGACGGAGUACUUUAGGCUGGCUUCGACACCCGCAUCUGAUGAAAUCUGCUUGAUAAGUGAACUUCAACUUCAAGCAGAAGAGACUUUAGCUGAACUUAAGGUGAAGAUCGACCAAAUAUCUACAUCAAGCAAACCAUCAGAGAAGCUGACUGAAGCGAACUCCUCGUGCAGACUUCCUAAGCUUCAGCUGCCGGUGUAUAAUGGGGAUGUACUGGCGUGGUAUGAAUUUUGGGAUGCCUUCAGAAGCAACAUCGAUGCAAGGAACCUGCCGGAAGUGGACAAGCUUUCGUAUCUUAAGACUUCAGUCACGGAAGAUGCCAAAAGAGCCAUUGACGGUCUAGCGACUACUAGCACCAACUAUGCUAUUGCGGUUUCAAUACUGAAGGAAAGGUUCGGGAAAACUUCACAUCUCGUAGAUGCGCAUUAUGCCACAUUAUAUAAAAUUAAGAUGGCCAAAGGCAAUGCAGAUGAUUGCAGAAGGACUUUCAACGAAAUUGAAAGGAACCUUAAGAUUUUGGAAUCACUAGGUGAGAACACUAAUCAUAAUCACCUGCGCUUCAUGCUACUAGAGAAGUUUCCUUCUGAUCUAGUAUAUGAGAUAAAACUUAAAGUUAAGGAUGAUUCCAUUCAAGAACUGAGAAGCCAACUGGACAAAAUAAUCACUGCCAAGGAGGAUGCGGAGAGGAUAUCGAGUAGGAAACGCCCUCUGGACUCGGAAGCUAGUACGGUCGGGAUUCUUCAUGUGAAUGCGAAACGCGCGAGAUACGCAAGUCAGUCCCAACUACAUCACAGUAAUCAGAAUAAACAAAACCAGCAGGGAGGCUUCGAUAAGAGACCGGUACAGAAGAAGUUCAAAGGUUUCAAGAAAAAUAACAAUAGAGACAACAGACCAGACCAAACUCCAACUUCAAGAAAGGGUGUGACCGAAUCUCUUCAAGACCAAAGCUCUUCAGGUAUUAAGAAAGGAUUGGUGUGUGUAUUUUGCAGCGGCGAUCAUUAUAAUGACCAAUGUAAAGAAGCUUCUACGUUGAGAGAAAGAAAGAAGCGUCUCUUCAGACGAUGCUUCAUCUGUUUCAAGCAGGAUCACUUGGCAAAGGACUGUAAGAGUAAGAAAAAAUGCGCUCGCUGCCAUAGUGAAGUACUGCAUAAUAGAGCAUUAUGUCCUUCAAAUUUUCAGAAGGAUACAACGGAGAAGAAACAGUCCUGA
Messenger RNA from Cydia fagiglandana, 2989 nucleotides. RefSeq lists its product as uncharacterized. The transcript has 3 exons. Gene Ontology annotation, molecular function: nucleic acid binding; zinc ion binding. Bases 1625 to 2989 code for a protein of 454 amino acids. Lineage: Eukaryota; Metazoa; Arthropoda; Insecta; Lepidoptera; Tortricidae. The record is from RefSeq and is a predicted model, not a curated record.